GGCCGUCAGAAGGAAGUCUUCCUCCUUCAGCUGAGGGAACAUGGCAACGAAUAGAGGAGCGACCCUCUUUGUCCUGCUGCUGUGCUGCUGGCAAGAAGCUGAGGUCCAGCCGAUGAACAUAUUUUCAGGUCCAGCUUCUGAAAAGUUAUGGAAAUCAAAACCUCAGGAUGAUAUACAUGGAAUAUUUGAUGAAAUUGUAGUCCAAGAGUUUCUGGAUCCAGAUAAAUCAAUAUUGUUUGAAACACAAAGACCACAAAAAAAGCCAAUGAAGAGUACAAAGAAAAAAGCAACCCAUAUUAAAACCAAUGAUCAGACUGAUACUGAUAAGCAUCAUGAAAAGACAUUCUCUUCUGGGGAUGAAGACAGACUUUUCCUUAAUGAAGAGGAGAAAGAAAUAUUUUAUCAGAUUAAAAGCCUAAGAAGCCUGGGAAAUAUUAUUGACAGUCUUCAAAGAGCUUUAGUAAAUACUCUCAAGCAAAGAAGAAAGAACCAUAAAAGUUUGUUCAAGGGAUCCAAGCACCACAGGGUGAAAGAAAGCCUAAACUGAGAAACCAAGACUGCCUGAGGGACUGACCAUUCACUCCCACCCUGUGGAAUAAAAAUAAAAUAGAAUUAUUAAUUAUACAGAAUAAAGAAGAAUCAUUUUAUUCAAGGAGUGCCAAAUAAAAUGAACAUAUUGAAAUAUUAAGUUAAAGGGCCCUGGCUGACGUGGCUCAGUUGGUUGCUGGUUCGAUUCCCAGUAUGGACACAUGCCCGUGUUUCGGACUCAAUCUCCAGUGGGGGAUGUGCAGGAGGUAGCCGAUCAAUGUUGUGCUCUCACAUCAAUGCCUCUCUC
Molecule: messenger RNA, 835 nt
Organism: Eptesicus fuscus (big brown bat)
Lineage: Eukaryota; Metazoa; Chordata; Mammalia; Chiroptera; Vespertilionidae
Product: sperm acrosome-associated protein 7-like
Exons: 6
Coding region: 41-547 (168 amino acids)
Cellular component (GO): acrosomal vesicle
Source: RefSeq, a predicted model, not a curated record